Messenger RNA from Orussus abietinus, 3119 nucleotides. RefSeq names its product ras-specific guanine nucleotide-releasing factor RalGPS1. Gene Ontology annotation, cellular component: plasma membrane. Gene Ontology annotation, biological process: positive regulation of GTPase activity; Ras protein signal transduction. NCBI's taxonomy places the organism in Eukaryota, Metazoa, Arthropoda, Insecta, Hymenoptera, Orussidae. The transcript has 13 exons. Gene Ontology annotation, molecular function: guanyl-nucleotide exchange factor activity. The record is from RefSeq and is a predicted model, not a curated record. The coding region runs from base 311 to 2239 and encodes 642 amino acids.
AAAGCGCUGGAUAAAAAUACCCGACUCCCGCACGGAGCAGCCGCUGCGAGAAAAUAAGCUCUUCAGUUUUGUUUUUUGCCCGCUGGUAUUCGUUUGUGAGUGGGUUAUGUAGUGCGUAAACGAUCGGUGCAUUUUUAAGAGAUUUUCGCCGUGGGCGAUCCGAAAGAACACGGAAAUCUUCGCCGUUCGGUCUCUUUCAGGGGCAUUUCCAGUACGUACUUCUUCCCUUUCGUCUUCGGGAAAAGUCCGGGCGUUGUCAUCGCAAUUAAGAGGUUAAGGAGAUCGUAUAUGCAGUUCGUUUAGUGUAUGGAUGCGGCAGGGUUGUGUCCGGUGGACCGAUAAUAGGUGUGAUGCGUUCGUUAAGCGUCUUGGCCUCAUGGCUGACGCACGUUAUACCUCUAUGCCAAGUGAUUUGUCUACCGAAUCGAUUGCUGCUUUGCGAUUAUCUGAGUAUGGAUCCCUGGAUUGCCAAGAUAAGUCAUACCCUGACCGAAACUCUCUCAGUGGUCUUUUAUUGUCAGAUGACGCGAAUGAAGGGGAGAAAGGUCCUAAGAGUGGCAAGGAGAAUCGGGAAAAAUAUAAAACACACAGGAAAUAUUCUGAAUUAAUUCCAUCCGUUGUCGAUAGUGGAUACGAUAAUUAUGGAAGUUCAGCUGCAUGCAAAUCUAAUUCUCUACCAGGACGAUGCAACAGCAAUACGUCGCCGUCUAGCACAAUGGUUGCUACAAAUAUUCCAGCGGAAGAUUUGGCGACUCAGCUGACGUUAUUGGACUUACCAGCAUUUAGAUCGAUUCGUCCAGAAGAAUUAUCGAGUUGCUCAUGGAACAAGAAAAAUAAGCUCAUAGUAGCGCCGAAUGUAGUCGGUUUCACAAGAAGAUUUAAUCAUGUCAGUUUUUGGACUGUCCAAGAAAUUCUAAAUGCUCCUACACCAAAGCAACGAGCAGAGAUCUUGGCUCACUUUGUUAGAAUAGCGAAGAAACUUUACGACCUAAACAAUUUGCACUCACUAUUUGCAGUUAUAUCUGGAAUGCAAAGUGCUUCGAUAUAUAGAUUAAAUAAAACAUGGUCAUACCUCUCGAAGAAGGAUAAGGGAACCUUUGAUAAGCUCGCAGAAGUGUUCAGUGACAAGAACAAUUGGAUGAAUCUUCGAGAACACAUCGAGUCCCUUAAACUUCCAUGCAUUCCAUACUUGGGCUUGUUUCUUACCGAUCUUGUAUAUAUUGAUAUGGCUCACCCCGCCUCAAAGAACAGCGACAAUCAUCAGAGGACUUUAAAAAUGGACACAGUAUUGAAUAGAGUAGCGGUAUUCCAAGCUAGCGAGUACACAGGAAUAGUUCCACUACCCGAUGUUCAGCGGUACUUAAAUAGCGUCCGCUACAUCGAGGAGUUACAGAAAUUUUUGGAAGAUGAUCAUUUUAAAUUGUCUGUAAAAUUAGAGCCAAAUUCACCGGUUGCAUCCUCCAGCAGCAGCAAAGAGUCAGUUGGAGAUGUAGCUAUCGGUGUUGCAGCUCUGUCACUGUCUCCAGCUAGAGGAUGCGCAGGAUCUUUAAGAUUACACGCAGCAUCGGCAGCAAACAAAUUCGUCCCUGGCCACCGCAAAUGUAGGAGUCUCGGAACGAAUAUCUUUGGCAAAGCUGCAGCGGUGCCACUAGAGCCAGGCCAGGGAACUAUUCGGCAUCUCCUUGACGAUUCCGUUUUGGAAGAACCGCAUUUGAUUUCGCAAAUCGUUGAUCUUGAUCGAAAUUCUCCUGGAUCUCCCACGGAGACGCUGAAUGAAGAUUGCAGUUUACUCUCAAAAACAAGCACAUUAACAAUAUUACCUUGUGAGCUACAAAGCUCCUCAGAACCGUGCUAUGGUAUGCAAGGUUCAUUGCGUCGGAAGGUAAUCUUGAGAGAUGGACGUAAACCUGCAGUAUCUACCUGGCAGAGAUUUUGGAUACAACUUUGGGCAUCCUCGAUUGUAUAUUUCUCGCCAAAGUGUUUUAAAGGUAACGAUAGAUCGGACUUUAAACGGGAGCCUUACAAAAUGGUGUCAAUAUUGGGAUGGAUCGUCGAACCACUAGACUGCUCCUUACAUCCCGACACGUUCUUAUUGUCGGAUCCGCUCAAAGGAAACGUUUAUAAGUUUCGGGCAGGUUCGGGCGACUUAGCGGAGCAAUGGCUGAAGGAACUGCGCGCGGUGGUACGCGGAGCAACGGAAAGAAAACCAUUACCAGCCAACCUCAUGUCUUUCGAAUGACUUUUCCUAAUACUUCGAACUGCUAUACUCCACUACAGGGUGCAGCUUGCCCAACGCGGAAAAGUACUGCUUGCAACCGGCCGUCUCGUUUCUUGCUAGUGCUGAAGCGAAGUAGAAUACUCGAUGUACAUGGCGUCUUCCAUGCGAAUGCGCGACUCGACUUGACCCACGAAAUGUCAUCGUUAUUGACAAAAGGGAACUGUCAGUCGAGACUCGAAACUCAGAUCAAGUUCGAUUAGAGAUAUUCACACCGAGCCGUGUAAAGAACCAAUAGUAGAAGAUGCUUGGUUAAGAGGCGCGAUUGAAUUCCGCGCCAAGUACAUAUACUGCUACUCAUACAUUUAAGUAGAAACUUUAGAAUAUGAUUCUGGAUGAAAAGACAGCGCUACUUUCUCAGUCAUUUUCACUUACACGAUACUUUUCACAAGGGGGUGUGCAUUCCUUGUGAUUAGUUACGCAAAUGCUUGAACAAACGUUUCAUCAUUCACAUUCAAGUUAUUUGUAGUUUCAAGUGUAAUAUCGAAAUAGCGUUAUAUAUCCAGAUUCUUAUUGGAUGGUUUCUACAUUUCAUGUAUCAACGUUACUCGCAACCAGCCGUCUUGUUUCUUGCUAGUGCUGAAACUAGUUUCAUUAUUUCAUGUACUUGGUGUCUUCCAUGUGAAAGCGUAAUUCCUUACCUGAGAUACAGAAUAUCGGCUGUAUUCACGAAAUCGAGAUCCUUGAAGUCUACACUUGAAACUCAUCUUUAGGUGCCCAUAGGGAUCUUUGCUUGAAGACUUGCAGAAAAUGAAUGACGGAAGAACAGAAUUAACACUAGGUUUACGGGCGUUUUAUAUAUAUCUGUUUCUACGAGCAUCCGUCAAAUUGACGGGUAAACGAA